GGGAGGAGCGGGCUGGGAGGCUCUGCUCCGCUCCCAUGUUGAUGUUUGUUGUUUGCGAGGGUGGCAGCGCUGUAUGGAUCAGGACAAUGUAAACGAAGGGCUGUCGACUAGCCAGUGUCUGCCUCUUUGGAUAACGCCGCAACUUUUUUCCCGAGCACACGGUUAAAUGGUGAAGAUUUGUGGGGAUUAUUCGCUGCUUGUUGACGUGAAACAUUUCCACUAAAAACACAAUAUCCUCCUCCGCCUUUGGUGCUGUGUGCGAGGAGUCGGACGAGUGUUGGCCAGGGUGCCGAAGCUCGCCUGAGCGCCCCGCCGUGUGCUCUUUCUCCGGAUUUGGCUACAGCGGGCUUCCCUUUUCUUUUCAAGACCCAAGUUGUUGUUUUUUUGGCGGCAAGCUACCUCUUCGAAACUCCGUUUUAACCCUUUAACUUGUAAGAAAAUGGUGUGCUUCGUUUUGCCCUCAGCUCGCAACAAACCUGGAUAACGAGAGGAGUAGGCUACGUGACAACACCCCAACACGACGACUACUUUCCCUCGAGGCACUUCUGCCCCGGGACUCGUUGAGCUGUGGGGAUUAAAUCGGCAAUUGAUGCAUCUCGGGGUGUCAGAGUCCAUGAGAGAGUGCGAGUACAGCCAGAUAAGCACUCGCAGCUCUACCCCGAUGGAGACCCCUUACAAGAAGAGGACACCAAAGAAGAAGAAGUGGGAGUCCUUCCCUGGUCGGAAUAAAUUUUACUGCGAUGGGAGGAUUAUGAUGGCCAGGCAGACAGGGGUUUUCUACCUCACCCUUGUCCUCAUUCUGGUCACAUGUGGGCUUUUCUUCACCUUUGAUUGCCCAUACCUUGCUCUCCAGUUGACUCCGGCUAUCCCAGUGAUAGGUGGCGUGCUGUUUGUUUUUGUGCUGGGAACGCUGCUGAGAACCAGCUUCAGCGACCCGGGGGUGCUGCCCAGGGCAACCCCAGACGAGGCAGCAGACCUAGAGAGGCAAAUAGAUGUGGCGAAUGGCAGUUCUGGCUACCGGCCUCCUCCCAGGACCAAGGAGGUUGUCAUCAAUGGCCAGACAGUCAAGCUGAAGUACUGCUUCACCUGCAAAAUCUUCAGGCCGCCACGUGCCUCCCACUGCAGCCUCUGUGACAAUUGUGUGGAGCGGUUCGACCACCACUGUCCCUGGGUGGGGAACUGUGUGGGAAGGAGGAACUACCGUUUCUUCUACAUGUUCAUCCUCUCCCUCUCCUUCCUCACAAUCUUCAUCUUCGCUUUCGUCAUCACACACGUCAUCUUACGCUCCCAUGAAAGUGGGUUUCUCAACGCACUCAAAGACAGUCCUGCCAGUGUGCUGGAGGUGGUGGUGUGCUUCUUCUCUGUCUGGUCCAUAGUGGGUCUCUCAGGCUUCCAUACCUACCUGAUCAGUUCCAACCAGACCACCAAUGAAGAUAUAAAAGGUUCGUGGUCUUCUAAAAGAGGGAAGGACAACUAUAACCCUUAUAGCCAUGGCAAUAUAUUCACCAACUGCUGUGCAGCGCUGUGUGGACCUCUGCCACCGAGUCUCCUUGAUAGACGAGGCUUCGUUGAGUCUGAUGUGCCACAGCUGGCACCGCCAACCAAUGGCAUCACUAUGUACGGUGCCACCCAAUCUCAACAGAGCCACAUGUGUGAUCAAGACCAGUGCAUUCAGAGCACCAAAUUCGUUUUGCAGGCCGCCGCCACGCCUCUUCUCCAGCAGCAGAGCAGCGAGCCUGUCAUCUUGACAGCUUCCCCCGAUGACGGAGGUUCUCUACCCGGACGCACCGCCCUCGCCUUGGGGGGCCCUUGCACCUCGCUCCCCCUUGGUCAGCCUACCCCGCCAACCUCCACCCCCAGCCUCAGCUGCCACGAAGCCACCGACAUGCUGCCAAUCCAUGGACACAACCACCCGCACAACCACAGCCAUCCCCUCCAGGACCCGGGGGCCCACCAUCACUUCCUCACACCAGAGGAGGCACCCUCGCCCCCGGGUAUGCUCCCAUGCGGUAGCCCCCUGGGCCACAGCCACACCAUGCAAGCUGGCUUCUACAACCCAGCCAGCCAGGACUCGCUACACGAAGACUCUGUCAGAGGACUGGUUAAGCUCAGCUCCGUCUGACAACGGGAUAUCACCCCUCCUCCCCCCUCCUUCCUCCUGAAAACAUCCGUCCAACCCCUGAAAUGCUCCUGCCCUAUCACUUCCUUCCUCUUUGCCCAGAGCUAUGCCAGAUUUGGAGCAGCUCGUUCCCACUACGAACUAAAGUGUCUUUUAUUCCCCCAACACAUCAUAGGACUCAAACUGAGAAGGCUGUGUUUUUUAAUGUGGCUGCUAGGAACCGAAACUAAAUUAAACUGAACCGAAGUGAAACCAAUUCUUCUCAGCCAGUGUCUUGCCAAACCUCCCCACUGGAACUGAGUGAGGAGGAUCCCAGUGUGGUGGCCAUGUAUGACAACCCAGACUCUCCUGUUUUACUUCAAGGGAAGCCUAAUCCAUUUGCCUCUGGAAUCUGGAGAGGGGAAUGGAGUAAAGGAGGAAUUUAUUUUUCAAAAAAAAAAAAAAAGAGACAUAUAGCUGUGAGUCUCAGCCUUUUGAAGCAAAAAAGUAUAUGUUUUGACAGUAUGCCAUGUUUUUUGUUUUUGUUUUUGUUUUUUUUUUUUGGUCAAAAAGCUGCUUUAUUAUGUCAAUGGAUCACGGGUCUGGCUUUUUUGUAAAACAAACUUCAGCCUAUUUGUCCAUUGCUGAUGUCUAUUGCCUUUCUUUCUAGGACAUUCUUGUUGGCAGUCAGCAGUGCAAUCAGUAAUAAUGGUUGAUGUCAUCAUGUUGCAUAUCAUUCUGCUUUUCUAAGUUUCUUGUUAAAAAGAGGAGACUUUAUCGUGCCGUACCACGCUAUGGUUAUUUUUGUUUCUCUUCCAAAUUAUUAUAUUUCCUGUGGAUAUUAAUAAAAUACCAACUUUUUAUGGGA
Messenger RNA from Myripristis murdjan (pinecone soldierfish), 2966 nucleotides. Its product is annotated as probable palmitoyltransferase ZDHHC14. The coding region runs from base 590 to 2122 and encodes 510 amino acids. Gene Ontology annotation, molecular function: protein-cysteine S-palmitoyltransferase activity. The record is from RefSeq and is a predicted model, not a curated record. Lineage: Eukaryota; Metazoa; Chordata; Actinopteri; Holocentriformes; Holocentridae. Gene Ontology annotation, biological process: protein targeting to membrane; peptidyl-L-cysteine S-palmitoylation. Gene Ontology annotation, cellular component: endoplasmic reticulum; Golgi apparatus. The transcript has 10 exons.